Penicillium malachiteum is the source of this 846-nucleotide messenger RNA. RefSeq names its product putative beta-1,6-glucan biosynthesis protein (Knh1). Lineage: Eukaryota; Fungi; Ascomycota; Eurotiomycetes; Eurotiales; Aspergillaceae. The record is from RefSeq and is a predicted model, not a curated record. Bases 1 to 846 code for a protein of 281 amino acids. The transcript is spliced from 4 exons. Gene Ontology annotation, biological process: fungal-type cell wall organization; cell wall biogenesis; (1->6)-beta-D-glucan biosynthetic process. Gene Ontology annotation, cellular component: extracellular region.
AUGAGGCUUUGUGCACUUUGGCCUGCUAUAUCGACAUUAUUUGCUGUUACUGUUGCUCAGACUAUCAGUGGUCUUACUUUUGACAGUCGAGAUGUCGUGAGUCUGGUGUGGGCUUUUGAGGGCUCGGCUUCGACACGUUAUACCUUUUGGUUAUGUGCUGGAGAUGAAACCACGGGAGAAUACGACAUUUUGGCACCUGUGGUUGAGGAAAUGGCCUAUACAUCUGGCUAUUGGGUAUCAUUUCGAGUUGACCAAAGUAUUGGAGGAAACGAUGAGAACGCAUACUUCCUCAAAAUCACACCUUCAGAUUCCCACAACUCUCUCUCUGGCUUCACCUCUCACUUUACCUUAACCAACAUGAAGGGCUCAUUUCCCUCCAAGGUGUCAAGCGCUAUCAAUUCAAUGAAGCCUAUCCCCAUACCCUGGGAGUUAGUUAAGAGCCAGCUCGUGGCUGCCGCUGAAGCAACCCCAAGCUUGAAUGCGUCAAAGUCUUUUCUCGAACUCCCAACGCCUACUAUGGAUAACGAACCGAAUCACCAUGAAUUGAAGAAGCGUGUGGUUGAAGUGGAUCCUCAUACGAUUCCUUACGGAGAACAACUGGGACCUACGAAGUAUGCGCCUAUGCCUAAGAGAGCAGGUACCACCAUUGCAGACAGGUCGCCUACACCUCAAUAUCCUCCAUUUCCUUUCUCCAUCGCCACAACCUACCUUCCGGCUCCGACAGUCGUAUAUACAGACACGGCCUAUGCAACAUGGACAGCUAAUAGUAUUGAGAACACGGCUGCCCCGGCUCCAAUGCCAACACUGGAUAAGAGAAUGCAGGAUUGGCUAUAUCAAAAGGAGUAA